This is a messenger RNA of Macadamia integrifolia, 3953 nucleotides long. RefSeq lists its product as uncharacterized. The coding region runs from base 112 to 1140 and encodes 342 amino acids. Lineage: Eukaryota; Viridiplantae; Streptophyta; Magnoliopsida; Proteales; Proteaceae. The transcript has 2 exons. The record is from RefSeq and is a predicted model, not a curated record.
GCAUGCCAUCUUCAUUGCUUUCCGAUCAAUCUCCUUUUUCUAUUCUUUUUCCUAACUUUCCAGUUUUUCGAUUCCUCGUGUUUUUGGUUGUCUGUUUUGUUCACAACUUGCAUGCUCUGUUUGAUAAGUUAUCUCCCAGGUCCACUAAAUGCAUCUUUUUGGGUUACUCCCUUACUCAGAAAGGGUACAAGUGCUAUGACCCAGUCACUCACUGCAACUUUGUUAGUGCUGAUGUGUCCUUUUUUGAAGGUACACCCUUCUUUCCUUCCCAGGCAUCCCAGCCCUGGACUAAGUGGACUUCUCGAGCUCCAUCUCCUAUCCCUACACUCAUUCCUUUCACGAAUACCCCUAGUGCCAGCAUCCCACCUCCUCUACAGGUUUAUCAGCGUCGGAAGGAACCUGAAAAGCCCAGUGGUGAUACUAUUCCUCCAGCCAAUUCGCUACCUCCACUGCUGCCCUCCUCUAGUGAAGCUCCAAUCCCUCCUCUCCCGAUUGACUUACCAAUUGUUUAUCGUAAAGGUACAUGCACUUGCACUAAAAAAUCUCUGGCUGUAUAUCCUAUUGAUAAAUUUGUUUCCUUGUCUCAUCUUCCACCACUUAUCCAGGGUCUUACAUCAUCUCUUUCUACUCAUACCAUUACCAAAAUCUCAUGUUGAUGCCUUGAGUAUCCCUAGAUGGAAAACUGUCAUGGAUGUAGAAAUGGAUGCUCUCUUGCACCGUGUCACUUGGAGUCUAGUAGAUUUACCUCUUGGUAAGGACUUGGUGAAGUGUCGUUGGGUUUAUAUUAUUAAGUAUCAUUCUGAUGGCUCUAUUGAGUGGUUGAAGGCCCGUCUGGUUGCCAAGGGGUAUACUCAGACAUAUGGGGUUGAUUAUUUUGAGACAUUCUCUCUUGUUGCUAGGUCGAACUCUGUUCGCCUUCUUAUUUCUCUUGUUGUUAACUAUGUUGGCCGUUGUUUCAGUUGGACAUCAAUAAUGCUUUUUUAUAUGGUGAUUUAUAGGAAGAAGUGUAUAUGGAGCAACCUCCUGGGUAUUUUGCUUAGGGGGAGAAUAGAGGCCGAGUGUGUCAUUUACACAAGGCUAUCUAUGGACCUAAACAGUCCCCUCGAGCAUGGCUUGACAAAUUUAGUACUACUGUGGUAACUUAUAGGUUUUCCCAAUGUUAUUCUGAUCACUUUGUCUUUGUUCGUCACAGAGGUAAUAAAUUGAUUAUCUUAGUGCUUUAUGAGGAUGAUAUUAUCCUCAUUGGCAAUGAUGAGGUAGGAAUUUCUGAAGUUAAGAAGUACUUGCAACAACACUUUCAGACCAAAGACUUAUGCCAACUUCAUUAUUUUUUCGGCAUUGAAGUGGUCAGAUGCAAUAAGGGGAUCAAUUUAUCUCAAAGGAAGUAUGUGUUGGAUCUUUUAUAGGAUACUGGUAUGCUUGCAUCCAGACCUGUAGAUAUCCCUAUGGACCCUCACCAGAAAUUUGGUGUUAGUGAUGGUGAACCUCUCCAAGACAUGCAUUAGUAUCAGAGUUUAAUUGGCAAGUUGACAAAUUGAUUUAUCUCACGAUCACACGACCUGACAUUUCUUAUGAUGUGGGAGUCCUUAGUCAUUUCAUGCAGUCUCCUCAGAAAGCACAUUGGGAUGCAGCUAUUUGUGUUCUUCGGUAUCUAAAGGAUGCUCCUGGUAAAGGGCUGAUAUAUUGCCCUAAUCGGCAUAUAGAUCUAAUUGGCUACUCCGAUGCUGAUUGGGCUGGCUCUGCUAAUGAUCGUAGGUCCACUACAGGUUAUUGUACUUUUGUUGGAGACAAUCUGGUUACAUGGCGACGUAAAAAGCAGACUACCAUUGCCCGUUCUAGUGCUGAAGCAGAAUACAGAGCUAUGGCUCACACCACUGCUGAGUUGAUGUGGUUACGGUAGUUACUUUUGGAGUUGGGGUUUCCUGUAACUAAACCUAUGAAGAUGUACUGUGACAACCAAGCAGCUGUGUACAUUGCCAGUAACCUGGUCUUCCACGAGAGGACCAAACACAUUGAAGUGGACUGCCACUUUGUUCGUGAUGUUGUUCUGAAGAAGUUAGUCGAGACUCCUUUUGUUCCUUCCUUAGAUCAGUUGGCAGACAUGUUUACUAAGUCUCUAUUUGCACAUAGUUUUCGCAAUGGUUGUACCAAGCUAAGCAUAGGUGAUCCAUAUGCUCCAGCUUGAGGGGGAGUGUUAAGUUUUAGGCGUAAGGGGUAUUUUGGUCCUAUCAGUUUCUAUUAUGUAUUAGGUCUGACUAGCGCAGGUGACAUGUCACCUCUCUUCUCUCUUCAGUCUUCUUUCUUUCAUCUCUUUUCUUUCUUUCCUUGGUUUGGUCUCAGGAUUCUGGAAUCGUAACAGUGUGUUUGACCAGUCAAACUACAUGUUGGCUAAGUUAAGUUAGUCUUCUAGAAGUCCCUAGUAUCAUCCCUUGUGUCUUUUUAAGAAUACAAGUCAAUAGUUAGUUGCCAAAGUCAUUAGUUUCCAAUUAUGUUAGUUUCCUAUUUGGUUUGUUUCUAAUUUUUUAGGUUGUGCCUAGUCUAUUUAAGAGAGACCAUUGUAACACUUUUAGAAUUAACGAUAGUUUGAUAAUUUGCAGCCACUGUUGCUCCAAUUCCUGAGAUAGGAUGAUCAACAGCUGAAAUAGAUGUGGGUGAGAGGCCCAGGCUGAGAUAGCCAUUAUCCCACCCACAUCUAUCCCAACUCCAUCCUUCUCUUCUUCCUUGUACUUUCUUCUUGUUUGUGUUGUGAGAGAGUGUUUUGAGAGUUUAUUGCCGCCUAUUGAAGGACAGAAGAACACCACCGAAGCAGACUUGAAGACAGCCAAGAGAAGGGAUUGUUUCAGCAAGUAGUCAGGGUUUUGCCUGGGAUCAAUUUCUCAGAUCUCACAGAUCUGAGGGCCAGUUGCUGGAGACCUCUUGAAGGUUGAUUCAGGCCAAAAGAGAUACUCGACCAGGUCUAGGUGGCCUUCGGAGGCCAGGUGUUGCUGCUCUGCAGUUUCUCCCAUUCAAGCCCUUGAAACCCUAGUUCAGUCAGGGUUUUCUCUACUGCCUGUUACUGCCCAUAGAAGAACCUAUUUUUCACCAUAUUUGGAUGAGUUUUUGUGGCCAUUACACCCCAGCUUUGACCAGGCUUUGAGGCUCUGUUGAACCCUGGUUAGUGAGUACCCAUAUCUUUCUAUUUCAGCCCUACUAUAAGAACUUGUGAUUACUUUGUGGUUCCUUAUUCUGUGGUUCAGAUCUGAUAAUUGUGUUGGAGUGAUGGUCUUAUUGGGGUUGUUUACCUAGCGUAAACCAACCUUACAUCAGUCACUCUGGAGCUGGCGGAAUUUUCAGACUCUCACGGAGGACCCUUGGGGAGCUUCUCCAAAUACCUUUGGGUAAAAAAUUUCCUUUCUUCAGAGUUUCAAGCUUUUUUAAUUGCGAUGAAGCUUGCCAAGGAUUGUGGUUUCACAAAGGUGUGGAUAAAGAGUUAUUCCAAAAUUGUUAUCUUGUGUAUUGUGAACCAAACAAUCCCGUGGAAAUGUCUGCAGCAGUGGAGGUUCUUGCUUCCUUAUCCCUCUUCUUCAAAUAUCAUGUGGAGGCCUAGAUCAAAUCAGAUUUCACUUUGUGGGAUAAUGGACAUGCAUUGUUUUUUCUUGUUGCUUUUUUUACCAAGGGUAUGCAGAUGGCAAUGCCGAAAGUGGAUGAUUAGGUUAAAUUUGUUGGUGUCUUGGCCUCUAUUGAUGGAAAUGCCGUAGGUGGAGGGCCAAGUUUGUUUGAAUUUGGUUCAAAAGUUUGGGUGUACCCAAAUACAAAGGAGUGUGAUGCAGCUUGGCGAUGGAUUUAGGGAACUAUCUUUUGACUUGAUUUUUAUUUACUCUCCUUUAUUAUUUGGAGAUUAGAUUGUCAGACUUUUAUUUAGACUUGAUUUUUAUUUUAGUUGCUAUUUAAGUUUAGUUUCCAUUUUUAAUUAG